Messenger RNA from Mesoplodon densirostris (Blainville's beaked whale), 1047 nucleotides. RefSeq names its product rhodopsin (gene RHO). Gene Ontology annotation, molecular function: G protein-coupled receptor activity. The record is from RefSeq and is a predicted model, not a curated record. Gene Ontology annotation, cellular component: membrane; photoreceptor outer segment. The coding region runs from base 1 to 1047 and encodes 348 amino acids. The transcript is spliced from 5 exons. Lineage: Eukaryota; Metazoa; Chordata; Mammalia; Artiodactyla; Ziphiidae. Gene Ontology annotation, biological process: visual perception; G protein-coupled receptor signaling pathway; phototransduction.
AUGAACGGGACGGAGGGCCUGAACUUCUACGUGCCUUUCUCUAACCACACAGGCGUGGUGCGCAGCCCCUUCGAGUACCCGCAGUACUACCUGGCUGAGCCGUGGCAGUUCUCCGUGCUGGCCGCCUACAUGUUCCUGCUGAUCAUGCUCGGCUUCCCCAUCAACUUCCUCACGCUCUACGUCACGGUCCAGCACAAGAAGCUGCGCACGCCUCUGAACUACAUCCUGCUCAACCUGGCCGUGGCCAACCUCUUCAUGGUCCUUGGUGGCUUCACCACCACCCUCUACACCUCUAUGCACGCGUACUUCAUCUUCGGGCCCACGGGAUGCAAUCUGGAGGGCUUCUUUGCCACCCUGGGCGGUGAAAUUGCCCUGUGGUCCUUGGUGGUCCUGGCCAUCGAGCGGUACGUGGUGGUGUGUAAGCCCAUGAGCAACUUCCGCUUCGGGGAGAACCAUGCCAUCAUGGGCCUCGCCCUCACCUGGAUCAUGGCUCUGGCCUGUGCCGCGCCCCCCCUCGUCGGCUGGUCCAGGUACAUCCCAGAGGGAAUGCAGUGCUCCUGCGGGGUUGACUACUACACGCCCUCGCCAGAGGUCAACAAUGAGUCCUUCGUCGUCUACAUGUUCGUGGUCCACUUCUCCAUCCCCAUGGUCAUCAUCUUCUUCUGCUAUGGGCAGCUGGUCUUCACAGUCAAGGAGGCAGCUGCCCAACAGCAGGAGUCGGCCACCACACAGAAGGCCGAGAAGGAGGUCACUCGCAUGGUCGUCAUCAUGGUCGUUGCUUUCCUGAUCUGCUGGGUGCCCUAUGCCAGCGUGGCGUUCUACAUUUUCACCCACCAGGGCUCCAACUUUGGCCCCAUCUUCAUGACCAUCCCGUCGUUCUUUGCCAAGAGUUCUGCCAUCUACAACCCCGUCAUCUACAUCAUGAUGAACAAGCAGUUCCGGAACUGCAUGCUCACCACCCUGUGCUGUGGCAGGAACCCACUGGGUGACGAUGAGGUCUCCACCACUGCCUCCAAGACAGAGACCAGCCAGGUGGCGCCUGCCUAA